GUACUUAUUGUUUUUUUUAAGUGCACAGUUCUGAGUUUAUCUUGUACGUUUAUGUCUCGCAAUCACCCCCCAGAUUUCUGUGUUUACAUCUCAUAAUUCUAACUUUUUUUCUCUGAAUUCUGAGUUUGCAUCUCGCAAUUUUGACUCCCCCCCCCCUCAGAAUUCUUGGUUUAAAUCGCUUUAAAGGGGCGCCUAAUCUUGCGAAAGGAAUUGGAUCUGUCUGAGACAACUGACAAUUUUGAGAAAAAAAGUAAGAUUUGCGAGAUGUCAAUUUGGAAUUGUGAGAAACUAAUUCAGUCAACGGAAGCCAAAAACAAAUUCGUCAGCUACGAAUCAUAUGAGCUGGGUCGCAAUCCAGGAAUGGCCACCUGCACAACCUGCCAACAGCAGGUCUUAACCAAUGUCACCUACAAAGUGGGAGUUUACGCCUGGUUGAUGUGCUUACUCUUCAUCCUGUGCGGGUUAAUUUUGUGCUGUUGUCUGAUUCCGUUCUUCAUGAAGUUUUUCAAAGACGUCUAUCACACAUGCCCGAAAUGCAAUAAGAUCCUGCACAUUGAAAGGAAGCGAUGCUGCUAACCUUUAUCCUACCCCUUCCCCAAUUUUAACACCAUUCAUGGAUUUGUAUGGCACCUUAAACUACUGGAGGACACUUUCGGGCCAACACAGAUGUCAUCUAGUACAAACUUGCUUGUAUAAACUAAUGCUUUGCAAUCUUUGUAACUCAGAACCUUUUGAUGUUCAUCUGGCUUAGUCUUUAUUAUUACACUCUCAAAUGAAUAUGAAUAUACUCAUUCUGAUUGUAUAUCUAUAAAGGACUCAGGGUUAAGGCUUCAGAGGGUUGAGGAGUUUGUGGAACCAAAAAUUUGAUUUUUACAUCACAAUGUAAAUAUCAGUAAUUUUGGCAUCAACUGGUUUCACCAGGACCUUUAACAUCCAUGGAAACUUUCCAGUUGGACAAAAGGUUCUUUAUAGUGGAAAAAUGUUCUU
Sinocyclocheilus grahami is the source of this 987-nucleotide messenger RNA. Its product is annotated as lipopolysaccharide-induced tumor necrosis factor-alpha factor homolog. Gene Ontology annotation, molecular function: zinc ion binding. The record is from RefSeq and is a predicted model, not a curated record. Lineage: Eukaryota; Metazoa; Chordata; Actinopteri; Cypriniformes; Cyprinidae. Gene Ontology annotation, cellular component: cytoplasmic side of late endosome membrane; cytoplasmic side of lysosomal membrane; nucleus. The coding region runs from base 265 to 576 and encodes 103 amino acids. The transcript has 3 exons.